Molecule: messenger RNA, 7050 nt
Organism: Branchiostoma floridae (Florida lancelet)
Lineage: Eukaryota; Metazoa; Chordata; Leptocardii; Amphioxiformes; Branchiostomatidae
Product: pleckstrin homology domain-containing family G member 1-like
Exons: 21
Coding region: 203-4549 (1448 amino acids)
Molecular function (GO): guanyl-nucleotide exchange factor activity
Source: RefSeq, a predicted model, not a curated record
GAUGCUGAUUACGUCAUUCUCCCAUGGUGCCUUGCUGAAGAUGGCUGGCGUUCAGGUUGUGUUCGGUACCGCGGCCCAGGAUAUGAACAAGUUUCCUUGCCAUUUGCACGUCAACAUGGGAUUAUAAAACAGUAAAAGUCCACGAGAAGCGAAAGUGGGCAUAGGACGUGGUGGUCACCAAAGCAGAUCAUCGGAGUUGGAGAUGGAAGUGAUGCAUGUGCCGAUGUACAGCAGGGAGCUGGACCCCACUGCUAGGAUGACCAAUCAGGAUGGAGGCCACAGGUCGCCUGACAGUGACCGGCCAACCAGCAUCAGUUCUACCUCUUCUACAUCUUCCUCUUCCCUUGGAUCCUCUGGAAGGCUUAUUCUUGCGCCGAUCAACCUUAACGAAUCAUCUUGUGAUGAGGCGGCAAAGGAAACGAUAGAAAGAACUCCUGAGAAACAAGUAUUACGGAAACGUUCUGCACCUGCCAUUAUACAAAUGUCUUUACCAUCUUCAACAAACUCUUCCCCUGAGGAGAAACCUAUAAAAGACAAACUACUGAGAGUCAGUAUGCCAACAGGGAAACUCAACAACCGAAUCAGCCACACAGAUAGGGUGGUGCUGGAGAUUAUGGAAACUGAACGGGCAUAUGUCAAGGACUUGCAAGACAUAAUCGAGGGUUACAUGGGCUGCAUCGUGGACAGGCCAGAGCUGCCAAUCACAGCCGAGGAUGUCUCCUUCUUAUUUGGGAACAUGGAGCAAAUUUACGACUUCAACAGUGGACUCCUAAAGAACCUGGAAAAUUGCAGACUGAGAGCAGUCAAGGUCGCAGAAUGUUUUGUUGAAAAGGCAAAAGAAUUCCACAUCUACACACAAUACUGCACCAAUUACCCCAGUGCUGUUGCUGUUUUGACUGAGUGCACACAAAACAGAGUCAUGAAUGACUUCUUCAAGGAGAGACAAGCAGUCCUAAAGCACAACCUCCCUCUGGGUGCCUACCUGCUGAAGCCUGUUCAGAGAGUGCUGAAGUACCAUCUGCUACUGCAGGACAUUGCUAACAACUAUGAAGGUGAGGAUGAGGGCCACAGCACCAUCAAGGAGGCCCUGGACACCAUGACCCAGGUGGCACACCACAUCAAUGAAAUGAAGAAAAAACAUGAAGACAUGCUGUAUGUCCAGGAAAUCCAAAGUCAGCUGUCCGGAUGGGAUGGUCACGACCUGACCACAUAUGGGGAGCUACGUCUGGAGGGAUUUUUCCGUAUGUCCCGGGCCCGGAAUGAGCGUCAUCUGUACCUGUUUGAGAAGAUGCUACUCGUUACCAAGAAGCUACCUGUUGGUCUGCAGUGCAAGACUCACAUCCUGUGUUCCAACCUGAUGAUAGUGGAGAGCAUAUCCAACCAGCCCAACAGUUUCCAUGUCAUACCAUUUGACAACCCAAAGGUGCAGUACACAUUCCAGGCCAAAACCCUGGAGCAGAAAAGAUUAUGGACCAAACAGUUGAAGACCCUGAUCCUAGAAAACCUGAAUGCUGUCAUUCCAACCAGCGCGAGGAAAGCCAUCAUGGAGUUGGGCAAUGAACGUCCCUAUCAUCCUGCACAUGAGGAGCGAGGGGAGAAGAGAAGAACUGAGAGACGAGAUUCCAACAAACAGGAGGAAGAAGAUGACAGGAGGAGGGAUGAAGGGAUUGGAAGCAUGAGACACAGAGUGGGCAGGGCCGACUCCAGGAGACUUACAAGGGCAAAGACAGAUACAGUGUUGACUCCAAUGGCAAAACUUCAGAGGGGAAUACAGCUCAAAGGGAACUUCCUGUUAGGCAUGAAAAAGCCUGAUCUCACCAGUCCUAGAUUUAAGAGAGACAAGUCGUUCCGAGGUGCAGACUCCAGUGCAGAGGGGACUCAGAGUGAGAGUGAGCUGACACCAAGGAAGGCUACCGAUCAGAAGCCUCUUCCUCUCCAGACUUUCUCUGAUGGAGAACAACCACCCACCAUCCAAGAAACUGAUGAGGGACCUGUAGUUGUGAGAAGACGCAGCAGUCGAAAGCGGGCUGGACAGACGCCGUCCCCCAUCGUGGCCCGUAGACGGAGCCGCAGCGUGGACAGUCUAGUGCUGGACGGCACCAAGGAGGACGUGGAGGCUUUCCUGGACGUGCUGGCCAAAGCUGGGAGAGAAACAGACUUGAGGAUUGAAUGUGAUGAGGACAGUAGCAAUAGUAAUGCUGUGGAAGUGCAGGUAGCUGAUGUGGUUUCAGACAGGUCCUCUGGUGCAAGUAACGACGUGGACUUGUCAGAACUGAUGCAUAAUGGAGAAAACAGUGUUAUGUGUAAUGGGAACGAAGCAAUUGCAGAAGAGACAAUGAGCAAAAAGCAAAAUGGUGUUACAUCUGGUAGCCCAGUUACUGUUCAGAAAAACAAACCAAGUGGUGUAGACAGUAAUGUUGCAAGGACUAAGAAGAGUGUUGCCGAGUUAGAGAGGGGAGAUGAAGCCAGUGGAGAAGAUGCCCUUCAAACAGAUUCAGAUGAGGAGGGAGACUAUGACCACAUCUCCCCCUCGUAUCGUCCUGACAUGGUACGGUCCAAGUUUAAUGACAAGGACGAUGAGUCCUCAGACAUCUGGGUUCGCAGACCAGGCAUGUUCAGUAGUGUGCAGAACCUUAACACGCAGCCACGUCCUUCCAAUCUUACACUCUUCCAUCAAUUCCAAAGACCAAAUUCCAAUGGAAUGCUGAAUUUUCAAGCUAAGCCUAGCCGGAAGUAUAGCCUGGAAGAGGCAUUUGAGAUGCUGCAUAGCAGUACAAGUAGCAGCAGCAGCAGCCAGCCCUCCAGUCCCAGCAAGUCUGUCAGCCUGUGCAAUAUCUCAGGAAGCUUUGCAGCGUCUCCGCAACUCAGCCCAAGCAUAGAUUCUUUGUCUGCAGAAGCCGAGAGGAAACUGUCGGAUCUUGAGCAGGACCAAGAGCGCUUGUCGUCAGAAGCUGUUGAUACAGAGGACAUAUGGAGUGACCUGGAAGCCUACAUAGACAAAAGUAUAAAUGACUGCCAGGCAUCCAAGCCAGCAAUUCCAAUGAAAACAAUAGAAGCAACACCGAAGCUGGCAAAAACAGAGAGCAAUGUGAGUCCGUCAGCAAGGGGAAUCAGGUCUGCCCUACACAACUUCGUCCGACGGUCGCCUCUAGCAAGGGCAAGGGAAAGAAGUGAUUCUUCAAGCUCUAUUGGCUCCUUCAGUUCUGUGAGAAGAACCUCUUCAAGCUCUGUCUUCCUUCAGGAAGACAUAAUUGAGGAGCACCCAGGAAGUGGCAUGGCUGGCAAGCAUGGGAAAAACCGAGUGUAUCGGUUGGCCAGAGAGUACAGCAUGAGGGUGAAGAAACGAGCAGCAGCAGCCCAGACUUUAUUAAAGAAACGCAACUAUUCAGAGGGUGACGUUCUCCGCCCUGCUGUUGGCAAGGUGAGGAGUCACUCCUUUGUUGGCUCCCCUGCAGUUGGAGCCCGCAUCGCACAACAUUCAGACCCGUCAAAGGUCCUGAAGAGAAGUAGGAGUGUAACACAGUCAGAUGGGGAUCUCUCAUACAUGUCGGGCUUGAACAGGUUCUCUUCAGCUAGCUUGAACUCCUGUGAUAGCCUGCUAUCAUCUGCCUUCACCUCUCCGGCCAGCAGUCGCCCGCUGAGUGAACUGUCUGUGGGGGAUCCUGUACGCAGUGCUGCAUCAUCAACAGGUGACCCAACAGAAAGUUUGACCGUCCUGAAAAUCACAGAAGAUCAACCUGAGGUGGAAACAACUGUCCAAAGCACAGAAAACAAGACCAAGAAAGAUGAAAAGUCUGAAGUGAGUAAUUCAGAAGAUCCUGGGGAGCGUCGGAACUCCCUCUCCAUGAACAACAACAAUAAGGAUAUUCCUACAAUUGUAAUCAACCAUAAGACUACCCCAAAGAAGGCUGAAACACCCCAAGGGAGACCAAGGAGAAGCUCAAGUACACGGGAGCACAGGUUGUCUACGUCAGAAGCUGUGGUCAAACUUAACAGGAGACCAUUGAGUUUCAUUGAAAGGAGAAGCCUGCGCCAGGGUAACAAAGUGUCGAUAGCUGGGCUAGAUAUAUCCCGCUCUGCUCCAAACUCCGUGACCAGUUCUCCCAUCCUGACAUCCGGUCGGACACGAAAAAUAUCCUACUCCGAGGACAUCACUCAGGCCUUGCAGGGAAAACUUGAGAAGUACGGACUUUCAGCUGAACCUCGGACUGUCGUCAUCAUUGAGAAGGACAAGGACGGGAAAGAAAAGGUCUUCACCUCCCCAAAUGAGAGCAAAAAAGACUCAGGAAGACGAAGGUCAUAUGAGUCCAAACAGCCGCUGUGGCGAUCUCUCUCCUCCUCAUCUCUCAACACAGAUGCAGUAUCCACAAGUUCUAUAAAGGACAGGACAAAGCAAUAUCUGCAGAGUGUUACCGUUCCUACAGAUGAAACGCAGGCUGCGUCUGCACCUACAGAUCCUGCGCCUAUCACAGAGAAGGCAUUUGGACUGGUAGAGAUGAACGGUUGGGUGAAACAUGUCAUCAGUAUGUUCCAGCCGGAUGCCUUCUGAGCCAUCUGAUCAACCCCAGUGCCAUAACCGAGUUAAUUAUACUGAUCAUUAUCUUACUGAUGCAGGGAUCUUGCAAGAACUUAUGUGCAUGUUGCAGCAAACUUUGCUAAAUCAGACACCUGAUUCUGCAUAUUUUUGUUGAAAUGGAAAUUAGCAUGAUGCAGCAACAUUCACCAUUUCUUUGCAAACAGCUCUGUGAUAAUGUGGUUUGAUUCUCAGCAAGGAUUGGGUACUCCAGCCAGUGUGUCAGCAGUUACAUGUACUACUCACAUGGUGCAAAAGUUGUGAUUUCAAACUGGCCAUGGUAGCAUGAAAAUGCAAUGUAAUAAGAAACAAAGUCUAUAGGAUAUGUACGUUUUGAUCUCUAGUUUAGAAUGUUGCUGCUGGUUGGUAUUACCUGGUGUACUUAUGGUGUAAAACCUUGCUGGCAAGGAGAAACAGCUUUAGUCUUCACUGCACCUCGUAGCAAUAAAAACAUGCGCACUUCACGAAGUUCACGUUGAUGUUUUAGAUUUUUGAAUUUGUGAUAUUUGCUGUAAAGUGUUCACUUCCACACAAUUGGUGCUAUUUACAGAGGCUUUGUACUUUGUGUCUUUUUGUGAUUUUAAUACAGUCUUGUCUGAAUGGCCUCUGAUGGAAGCAAAAUGCUAUUUGAUAUACACAUGUAUGUUGACUAAUACAUGUUACGACAAAAUCUGUAUGAUACAACUUUAUGGCAAUAACUAUGAUAUUCUUGGUGCCUGAUUUUCAUAAACAUGUUUUCAUCUACAUAUAUUUUUUAGAUUUUUAUAUGGCGUUUGUAUGUUUUCUGUGAGCUCCCAAUGGUGGGAGGGUCCUGUAUGAUAUUGACAAAUUGUUGUUCCUGUACAGCAUCUACUUGGUCAUGUAAAAAGAAGCAAGUCUGUAGCUUUUAGCAUUGUUAUUUUGGCAUAUUCAUUGUAAUACUUGUUCUAUUUUGAGCAUGCAAAAUAUCUUUAAGUAUUUACAAAUGUAAUGCUUAAUAUGUUAUGGUGUGAAGCAUAGUCAUAUCAAAAUGUCAUACAUACAUGCCCUAAUUGUGUUGCAUGAACAUUGCUACAUUUUUAAACUCCAAAUCCUGGUUCUUGACAUGGGGAAUGGUGACCCCUGGCACAUUGCAUGUAUACUAUUGUUGCUAUUUUUUUCAUUUACAUUUACAGCUUGUCAGGUGCCCUCAGGUUAUAAUUGUUUUUGUAUCUUUUAUUUCAAUUUUCCUUGCUACACCAGUCAGUGUGGAUUGCCAUGAUGGUACAGUGUAAAUGAUUGGUUGCCUAUGUGUCACAUUGUUUUGCAUUAGUAAUCAAAGCAACUCUUAAACCAGAUCCUUUACAAUUCCCUAGAAACAUUGAAGAUUUGUCAUGUGGCUGUAUUGGUGACCCUUGUUGACGGUAGCCUCCCCCCUGUCAGGAAGGCAGAUUGUCAGAAACUAAAAGGAGAGAUGCUGUAGUGCUUCUGCUAUUCCUAGUCAAAACAGCAAAUUUCCUUUUGUAGCCUCCUAUUUGGAAUUCUAUCUACAAGUUAAAACCAUAAUUUUCAUCUUCAAAAUGCAUCAUGUUUCACUGUGGACAUUGUUUAGAUAUAUUCUGCUAUAUACUUUGGCAACUGCUAUAACAGUCUCCCAAAUGAUUAUUUGGGCGAGGCUUGUGUAAUAUUGAAGGGGACAACACUAAUUUGUGGUGUGGCUGAUCCCAAAUGGUUUUUAGUUCUUUCCUGUUCAGACAAUUGUGAAGAAACUGAGGUAUGUACAUUUUCCAUGUGCAUUCAGCCACUCAUGUUGUUCCAUCGAAGUUGGUCAAGUAGUUGGAAUCUACUCUCCAAGCAGAGGUUAGGCUCCGGCUGUUUUUUAAAGUUUUUUUUUAGUCGUUUUUAUCGGACUUUCUAUUUUGUCAUUUUUCUUGAAGUACGCCAGCAGUUAGGUUUUGACACAGCAAGAUAAAAAAAAAAUAGAAAGCCCGAUAAAAACGACUAAAAAAACGUUAAAAAAACAGCCAGAGCCUAACCUCUGCUUGGAGAGUAGUUGCAAUCCAAAGGCUGACUUUGAUUGAACUGUAUCGGUCUAGAAACAAUGACAUUAGUGAAUCUUUGAGUUGAUUAUUGUUUGAAAUGGUGUUACUUGAAUCAAUUUAAAAAUAACAAUUUAAAAGCAACAACCAUUUUAAAAGUGAUCAGCUAGUACAGUAUUGACUUGUCAUUGGUUAUGUUCUUACGUUAACAUGGUGUGGUUGAAUUUUAGAAUUGGAAAAUAUGACUGCUCUGCAAACAUGUCCAAACAUGAAAGUGUAACUAUCGACCUUGAACCUUUGUACUUGACUUUUUGCUUCAGAUAAAAAGUACACAUUGGAAGCAGCUUAGAGUUCUCAUUUCAGUUAGAUGUGUUUAUAUCUUUCAGCCGGUUCAAAUCAUGCUUAACGAAGUCCAUGGUUUUGAUUCUCCGCAUGUUCAUCUAAGGAAAAACAAUUAAAACACACACAACAGCUCUGCAA